This is a messenger RNA of Propithecus coquereli (Coquerel's sifaka), 306 nucleotides long. RefSeq names its product secreted LY6/PLAUR domain containing 1 (gene SLURP1). Bases 1 to 306 code for a protein of 101 amino acids. The transcript has 3 exons. The record is from RefSeq and is a predicted model, not a curated record. Gene Ontology annotation, molecular function: acetylcholine receptor inhibitor activity. NCBI's taxonomy places the organism in Eukaryota, Metazoa, Chordata, Mammalia, Primates, Indriidae.
AUGGCCUCGUGCUGGGCAGUGCAGCUGCUGCUCAUGGCAGCCUGGAGUGUGGGCUGUGGUGAGGCCUUCAGGUGCUACACCUGUGAGCAGCCCACAGCCAUUUCUUCAUGCAAGAACAUCACUUACUGCAAGCCAGAGGACACAGCCUGCAAGACCGAGCUGGUGACCGUGGAGUCGGAGUUCCCCUUCAACCAGAUCCCUGUGGUGAGCCGCUCCUGCUCCACCUCCUGCAUUGCCACUGACCCCGACAGCAUCGGGGCUGCCCACCCGGUCUACUGCUGCUUCCGCGACCUCUGCAACUCGUGA